Funneliformis mosseae is the source of this 1083-nucleotide messenger RNA. Lineage: Eukaryota; Fungi; Glomeromycota; Glomeromycetes; Glomerales; Glomeraceae. The record is from the annotation of a GenBank genome assembly.
AUGACUCUUGUAGCGAUCUGCGACAACUUAACCCGUUUCUGCAUUUUCUUGAGUUGUACAAUUUGUAUUACUAAUUUCCUAAAAACAGAGAUGUUCCCAAUAUAUCAAGAGAUAAAACGCCUCACUCGAGAGCUACCUGAAGAGAAAUUUACUAAAAUAAUUGCUCACAUUAGUUCGAAUGUUAUUCUUACAAAUCAGGUGAAUGAUGCCCUGGCUCUCUUUGAUACGGAUGAAAAAAAACGUAAUUACUUGGUAACUUUUUCAGAAACUCUUGGAGCUGACGAUUUGAAAAGUUCAAUCAAAAAUAUUGAGGAAAAAUUAGGAGAUAUAUAUGAAUUAUCAGCACGUUUCGAAAUAUCCAAGAUACAAGGAACUCACUAUGCUUCAAAAUUUGAAGUUUUUGACCUUAACGGAUUAGUUAAACUUGCGUUACCACGAAAGCAACUUCCAUCUGAAAAUGCAUAUUAUGAUUCUCAGGCAUAUGUACUAUUAUUUCGUGUUAAUAAACUUGCGAAUUAUAUUUACAAUAAAGGUAUGCGAAAAAAGCUUGGAGAAUCAAUAGAAUACAUCCGCCAAUUAUCAACUGACAAGAAUUAUAACAAAAACCUUCACGAACUUGCAGAAAAAGCAGAUUUGGCACUUAAACAAUGGACUAAUUAUGAAGGUACUGCUAAAUCAAACGAAAAACGCCUAUAUCUAGCAAAUACGCCCGAGUUGAGCAUUAUGCUCAUGACGGCAUAUGCUCCUUUUAAUUGUCGUCUAGACAUUGAUUUGCGUGGAAGAACCUCAGGUUCCGAUAUUGCAAAUAUAACAGUUGAACUAGGAGAAAUUAAAUCUUCAAAUGUCUCUAAGGCAAUAAAAAAAGGCUAUCGUCAACUCUUAUUGAGAUUAGCUGUGAUCAGCUAUGUGAUUGAAGCAUGUUCUGAUGAAAAAGAAAUGCCCAAAUUUAAUUUGUCCGGAAAGGUAUAUGUGCCAAAAACAGACUCUAACUUAAAAAUACCAUCCGAAAUAUGGAAUGAGGGCAUUAAUUUCUCCAGUUCUGUUAAUUAUCAUGAUGGUUGUGUGACAAAACUCUUAUAUGGG